Molecule: messenger RNA, 915 nt
Organism: Paramecium tetraurelia
Lineage: Eukaryota; Ciliophora; Oligohymenophorea; Peniculida; Parameciidae
Exons: 4
Source: RefSeq, a predicted model, not a curated record
AUGCUUUAACGACUUUUAAUUCUUAUAGUGCUAUUUGUAAUAUUGGAAUAUAUUCAUUAUUCUAGAUCUUGGAGUUUAGAAAUAAUAUGCUUGAUUUGUUUAGGAUUUGCAAUUUGUUUAAUCUUUAGGAGAAACUGUAAAAAAUUGCUUAGCAAUUCGACGAGAAUAAUAAUACUAAUAAUUUUUUCUCUCAUUUUUUAUUUCGUAUACAAUCUAAGCAGAACUAAUAGAACAUUUUAUUUUCUUCAGGAACUAUUUUAUUAAGUCUAUCAAGCCUGUUUGAUUUUCUAUUUUGGAAAAAAAUUAGUUUAAGGUCCCAGUAAAAGAUAAAAUUUAAAUAUAAUUCGAACCAUCUUUGGAAUUCUAAUUAUACUAGAUAUUACUACAUUCAUUAUAUCCAUUAUUGAGGCAGCUUCCAAGAAAUAAAUGUGCAAAUAGAUUUCAUUUACUGUUUUUAGGUCCAUCAGUCUAAUUACAUAAAUACUCUUCCUGGUCAUUGUUGAAAAAUUAUACAAACGAUUUUUAUUGAACCUAAAGAAUCUACUCAAGAAUGAAUAGUAGACCAAGCGAUAAAAGUCUCAUUUCUUUUAGUUAAAAAUAUUAUGCUACAUAAGUUUCUUCGGAUCGCUAAUUUUGUUGAUCGUUAACUUUAUCUAUAUGUUGUCCUCUGAUUGUAGAAUUAUACCCCAUUAUGGAAACGGAGAAUACAAUUUCUCGGAUGAACUCAAUGCAUUAGUACAUACUACUGUUAAGUUACUUACCUAUUUCAUACCAAUAAUUCUAACUUUAGUGUUAUUUACAACAAAGAAUUAGAAAGAAGAUUCGAAUAAUUCAGCUUUUGAAGUUGAAGAUUUAACAUAUCAACAGUAUUUUUAAGGCUUGGCUUUUGAUAAAUGAUUAUAAAUCUAAUGAAAA